UUUUAUUUGGCUGUCUCACCACAGCCAGCCCCAUGAACAGGAACAUUACAAAAGGUCUAUUUUAAAUCAAAUUGGAGUGAACCUUUGGUCACUGAUGGUGAAAUCCAAGGGUCCGAUGUUAUUCUUACAAAUACAAUUUAUAACCAGAACACUGUGAUUUCUACUGCACAUCGGGACCAGCACAUUCCAGCCUGGACUACGGAUGCUUCUCUCCCAGGGGACCAAAGUCACAGGAAUACAAGUGCCUGCAUGAACAUCACCCACAGCCAGUGUCAGAUGCUGCCCUACCACUCCACGCUGACCCCUCUCCUCUCAGUUGUCAGAAACAUGGAAAUGGAGAAGUUCCUCAAGUUUUUCACAUAUCUCCAUCGCCUCAGUUGCUAUCAACAUAUCAUGCUGUUUGGCUGUAGUCUCGCCUUCCCUGAGUGCAUCAUUGAUGGCGAUGACAGUCACGGACUUCUGCCCUGUAGGUCCUUCUGUGAGGCUGCCAAAGAAGGCUGUGAAUCAGUCCUGGGGAUGGUGAAUUACUCCUGGCCGGAUUUCCUCAAAUGCUCCCAGUUUAGAAACCAUACUGAAAGCAGCAACGUCAGCAGAAUUUGCUUCUCGCCUCAGCAGGAAAAUGGAAAGCAAUUGCUCUGUGGAGGGGGUGAGAGCUUUCUGUGUGCCAGUGGAAUCUGCAUCCCCAGGAAACUGCAAUGUAAUGGCUACAAUGACUGUGACGACUGGAGUGACGAGGCUCAUUGCAACUGCAGUGAGAAUCUGUUUCACUGUCACACAGGCAAGUGCCUUAAUUACAGCCUUGUGUGUGAUGGAUAUGAUGACUGUGGGGAUUUGAGCGAUGAGCAAAACUGUGAUUGCAAUCCCACAACAGAGCAUCGCUGCGGGGACGGGCGUUGCAUUGCCAUGGAGUGGGUGUGUGAUGGUGACCACGACUGUGUGGAUAAGUCCGACGAGGUCAACUGCUCCUGUCACAGCCAGGGUCUAGUGGAAUGCAGAAAUGGACAAUGUAUCCCCAGCACGUUUCAAUGUGAUGGAGACGAGGACUGCAAGGACGGGAGUGAUGAGGAGAACUGCAGUGGCAGUCAGACUCCAUGUCAAGAAGGAGACCGAAGAUGCCUCUACAUUCCCUGCAUUGAUUCAUGUAGUGGUAGCUCUCUCUGUGACCCGAACAACAGUCUGAAUAACUGUAGUCAAUGUGAACCAAUUACAUUGGAACUCUGCAUGAAUUUGCCCUACAACAGUACAAGUUAUCCAAAUUACCUUGGCCACAGGACUCAAAAGGAAGCAUCCAUCAGCUGGGAGUCUUCUCUUUUCCCUGCACUUGUUCAAACCAACUGUUAUAAAUACCUCAUGUUCUUUGCUUGCACCAUUUUGGUACCAAAGUGUGAUGUGAAUACAGGCCAGCGUAUCCCCCCUUGCAGAGCAUUGUGUGAGCAUUCCAAAGAACGCUGUGAGUCUGUUCUUGGGAUUGUGGGCCUACAGUGGCCUGAACACACAGAUUGCAGUCAAUUUCCAGAGGAAAAUUCAGACAAUCAAACCUGCCUGAUGCCUGAUGAAUAUGUGGAAGAAUGCUCACCUAGUCAUUUCAAGUGCCGCUCAGGACGGUGUGUUCUGGUUUCCAGAAGAUGUGAUGGCCAGGCUGACUGUGAUGAUGACAGUGAUGAGGAAAACUGUGGUUGUAAAGAGAGAGAUCUUUGGGAAUGUCCAUCCAAUAAACAAUGUUUGAAGCACACAGUCAUCUGCGAUGGGUUCCCAGACUGCCCUGAUUAUAUGGAUGAAAAAAACUGCUCAUUUUGCCAAGAUGAUGAGCUGGAAUGUGCAAACCAUGCAUGUGUGUCACGUAACCUGUGGUGUGACGGUGAAGCCGACUGCUCAGACAGUUCAGAUGAAUGGGACUGUGUGACCCUCUCUAUAAAUGUGAACUCCUCUUCCUUUCUGAUGGUUCACAGAGCUGCCACAGAACACCAUGUGUGUGCAGAUGGCUGGCGGGAGAUGUUCAGUCAGUUGGCCUGCAAGCAGAUGGGUUUAGGAGAACCAUCUGUGACCAAAUUGAUACAGGAACAGGAGAAAGAGCUGCGGUGGCUGACAUUACACUCCAACUGGGAGAGCCUCAAUGGGACCACUUUACAUGAACUUCUAGUAAAUGGGCAGUCUUGUCAGAGCAGAAGUAAAAUUUCUCUUCUGUGUACUAAACAAGACUGUGGGCGCCGCCCUGCUGCCCGAAUGAACAAAAGGAUCCUUGGGGGUCGGACAAGUCGCCCUGGAAGGUGGCCAUGGCAAUGUUCUCUGCAGAGUGAACCCAGUGGACAUAUCUGUGGCUGUGUCCUCAUUGCCAAGAAGUGGGUUCUGACAGUUGCUCACUGCUUCGAGGGGAGAGAGAAUGCUGCAGUUUGGAAAGUGGUGCUUGGCAUCAACAAUCUAGACCAUCCAUCAGUGUUCAUGCAGACACGCUUUGUGAAGACCAUCAUCCUGCAUCCCCGCUACAGUCGAGCAGUGGUGGACUAUGACAUCAGCAUCAUUGAGCUAAAUGAAGACAUCAGUGAGACUGGCUACGUCCGGCCUGUCUGCUUGCCCAGCCCGGAGCAGUGGCUAGAGCCUGACACGUACUGCUAUAUCACAGGCUGGGGCCACAUGGGCAAUAAAAUGCCUUUUAAGCUGCAAGAGGGAGAAGUCCGCAUUAUUUCUCUGGAACAGUGUCAGUCCUACUUUGACAUGAAGACCAUUACCACUCGGAUGAUAUGUGCUGGCUAUGAGUCUGGCACAGUUGAUUCAUGCAUGGGCGACAGCGGUGGGCCUCUUGUUUGUGAGAAGCCUGGAGGACAGUGGACAUUAUUUGGAUUAACUUCAUGGGGCUCCGUCUGCUUUUCCAAAGUCCUGGGGCCUGGCGUUUAUAGUAAUGUGUCAUAUUUCGUCGAAUGGAUUAAAAGACAGAUUUACAUCCACACCUUUCUCCUAAACUAAUUAUAAGGAUGAUCAGAGACUUUUGCCAGCUACACUAAAAGAAAAUGACCUUCUUGACUGUGAAGAGCUUCCUGCAGAGAGCUGUACAGAAGCACUUUUCAUGGGCAGAAAUGCUCAACCGUGCACUGCAAAUUUGCAUGUUUGUUUUGGACUAAUUUUAUUCAACUUAUUUUUUCACCUUCAUUUUUCUCUUAUUUCAAGUUCAAUGAAAAACUUUACAAAAGCAAAGCAAAGCAGACUUUGUUCUUUUGCCAGGCCUAACCAUGACUGCAGCACAAAAUUAUCAACUUUGGAGAGAUUUAAAAUCAUGCAGGUGCUACAGUAACAGGUUAUGGAAUGUUCUUUUUUAUCCUAUCACAAAAAAAGACAUAGAGAUUUAGGCUGACUAUCUCUGCCAGUUUUUGUUUCUCAAGCUCAGUGCAUAGUGGUAAAUUUCAGUGUUAACAUUGGAGACUU
Messenger RNA from Piliocolobus tephrosceles (Ugandan red Colobus), 3417 nucleotides. RefSeq names its product corin, serine peptidase (gene CORIN). Gene Ontology annotation, molecular function: serine-type endopeptidase activity; protein binding. The coding region runs from base 250 to 2961 and encodes 903 amino acids. Gene Ontology annotation, cellular component: membrane. The record is from RefSeq and is a predicted model, not a curated record. The transcript is spliced from 21 exons. Lineage: Eukaryota; Metazoa; Chordata; Mammalia; Primates; Cercopithecidae. Gene Ontology annotation, biological process: peptide hormone processing; regulation of blood pressure.